GAACGCAGCAUGAGCUUCCGCCGUUUCAAUGCGUUUGGUCAAGGCCUUCUGUAAACUUUAGCCCACACGGGAAUUUCCUCGAUACAUCUGUGAAAGAAAUUUUGGUUUGUUUGUCUGUUGUUGGCAAAAAAUCACCCAAAUUCUAAUGUUCUAAUUUUUAGUUCAAAUCCAACAGAAGUUAGCUUUAUUUCCCGGACUUUGACGGUCAGGAGGAGGCAGAGCGCCAGUGUUUGGCUAGUUAGCGGCUAGCAGUUCUGAUCAGUUGGCCCAAAUGAAAAUCAAACAGGGAAGACCAUUUAGAUUAACUAUAUAUGAAAAGUGAGAACGUUCAUGUGAAGUAACCAAGUUUGACAUGGAUCUAAACUUCUAUUCUGGUUUGUCGGAUGGUUCCUCAAACGUUGAUUCGGAGUUUUUGGACAGCCAGGCGUACGGCGAAUACGCGGAGGAGAGUAAGUUUGCUGGCGGUAGGGAUAGUUACCUCAGCGUCAGUGGAGCUGGUCAUCACUUUCUGUCUGCUGAGCAGACAUUUCACACACCUAGUCUCGGGGAUGAAGUUUUUGAAAUUCCCCCAAUUUCCCUUCAUCCACACCCCACCCUGGGCAUCAGUGAUGCUGUGUCCCACUUUGAGUUGACAGAUGGGUCUGCAGGCUCCCAAAGCCUGGUGAGCAAUCUGGUGGUAGAGGCCAAUGAUCCCUCCUUUGCCUCCAACUUUGUGAACCUGGGGACUUUGGGCCAAACUGGAGGGGGUCCCUUGCUAAGUUCUUUGGCCCUGGAACUGGGAAACUCCAGUGGCUCACCUUUCAGCCACUCGCCCCCCGUGACCAUCGAUGUUCAGCUUGGUGACGUGGGCCAAGGCCUGCUGGGGAGCAGUCACCUCACCAUGACCAACCAGUCAGAGCUAACUCUGGGUCAUCACUCGGAGGCGCCUGAGCAGCCGCUGUCAGCAACGCCGUCUCCUGCUGGUUCCUUGCAGGACGAAGACGUGGAAGACUUCAAGAGGAGUGUGCUGGUCGACUCGCCCGUGCUUCUUUCGUCCUCCUCCGUCGUCUCCAACAUGUCCUUAAACCCAGCUCCCCCAUCCUUUGCCUCCCCUGCCACAGGCAGGAGGGGUGGGGUGAAGCCUGCUGCAUUGGCUGAAGCAGCAGGUGGGAAGAAAGUUAAGAAGAAGAAAGAUCCCAAUGAGCCCCAGAAGCCAGUUUCAGCGUACGCGCUGUUCUUCAGAGACACCCAGGUAGCCAUUAAGGGCCAGAACCCCAACGCCUCCUUUGGAGAAGUGUCAAAGAUUGUUGCCUCCAUGUGGGACAGCCUGGCAGAGGAGCAGAAACAGGUGUACAAGAGGAAGACGGAAGCAGCUAAAAAGGACUAUUUAAAGGCGCUGGCAGCUUACAGAGCCAGCCAGCUGUCACAGUGUUCCACUAACGAGAUGGAGUUGACCCCUUCUCCACCUCCGCCUAUCAUUGAUCUGACUUCUGCAGCCCCUACAUCCAACAUCAGCCCAGAAGAGAACACCAUCGCCAACAUUUGUGCCUCCAACAUCAUCCUGGACGUUCCAGAGAUGACCACUUGUUCCCGCCCUGGAGCAAACGAAGGCUCUUUUGCUGCAGCAACCGCGCCUCCAACCCAGACCAUCACCAAGAUCAUCAUCCCAAAGCACAUGCUGCAGGCGGGGGGGCAGGUGGUGACUCUGCUGCCGGGGGGGGUCCACACACUGCAGCCCACUCUGAUGGUUUCCAACACCCCUCGUCAGCCUCCUCCACUGCAGCAGAUGCAGAAUGCACCUCCUCCUCCUCGGCUCCAGCAGAUGGCUCCAACCCCUCCGCCUCUACAGGCCAAACCCCAAGAGGGAGGCGCCAAUCAAGGCCACGCUGUGUCCGUCACAGCUACUCCUCCACCUCCGCUCCAGAUAAAGAUAGUUCCCGGCUCCAUCCAGUCCCUCCAGGGCAAAGAGUCGGCACAAAUUAUUGUACCCAGUUCAGCUGCUGCAGGUUCUGCUGCUUCUUCAGGCAAUCAGGUGGACGAUGUAGUCACGGUUCUGGAUUCAGACGAGGAUGAGAUGGAGGUGAGCGUGUCUAGUGAACCCACCCCCGUGUGUGUGAGGGCCGGCUGCAACAACCCAGCUGUGGACAGUGACGACUGGGACAAAGAGUACUGCAGUAAUGAAUGUGUGGCCACCCACUGCAGAAACGUGUUUAAAGCCUGGUGCUCCAUCAGGAACCAGAACCUGGGAACGGUGAAGUAAUGGAAACCUCUGCACACCGGCCAUUUAAAGAACUGUUAUUAGAUGGGUUUUGAAUGACAAACCUGUGAAACGACAGGUUAGAUUAUAUUCCUCUACUGAUGAGUCAAACUUUCACUAUUUUGUACUUGAACAGUUUUUUUUUACAUGUUUAUAACAAAAUAUUGUUAAAACUUUCCAUAUUUAAGGACGACUGUCCCUUUCUUGUCCUGCUGAGGUCGGAGCACGUCGAGUUGACGUUACCAGAGGAUGUUCAGAAACAUUUAACUCGUUUUUGGUGCUUUUUCCCCCCAAACUUUUCAAUGUUUUGAAAACUGAACCUGCAGCUGUUAUAGGUUUAGAAAACCUCUUCGUUCCUGUCGAUGGCUUCUCAGGCUGGACACUGCCUUUAGUUUAUGUGAAACAUUUUCUUUGUUUUUGUUACAAAAUUGUUCGUGUAUUUUUUUCUAAUAAAUGUGAAGAUUUUGUCUCCUCUGUAA
This is a messenger RNA of Nothobranchius furzeri (turquoise killifish), 2715 nucleotides long. It is a transcript of the gene tox4a, whose product is annotated as TOX high mobility group box family member 4 a. Gene Ontology annotation, cellular component: nucleus. Gene Ontology annotation, biological process: regulation of transcription by RNA polymerase II. NCBI's taxonomy places the organism in Eukaryota, Metazoa, Chordata, Actinopteri, Cyprinodontiformes, Nothobranchiidae. The record is from RefSeq and is a predicted model, not a curated record. Gene Ontology annotation, molecular function: chromatin DNA binding.